CAGAACAAAGAUGGCCACACAUAGUAGAUAAAUAGAAGCCAUGAGGUUGUGACAGCUUAUAUACUACUGUUUUUAGUGCCUGGGGCACAGGGGUUAAGCAACCUACAGAAGAAACCUGAUAAGGGAGGAGGCUCUUGAAACCGGAAGGAAGAAUGAUGCAGGUCAGACACUUGGAGAUGGCUUACAGAUUAAAAACCACUAAUGCUACAGAUGGGUGCUGAUGACCAGAGAAAGAUGCAGGUUCCAGUGUUUCAGGCUCCGCCAGCUGCUGUUCCCAUGCAGGUUCCAGUAGCUGUGCCUAUGCAGGAUCCAGUAGCUGUGCCUACGCAGGUACCAGUGAAGUCUCCCGCUGUUCCUGUGGUUACUCAGCCAAUAUGCCAGCCACAAGUUGUGGUGAAUGUACAGGGGAGUACUAACACAAUGGGGAUGCCAAUGUCAUUUGGUCCCAUUACGUGGCGCACCGGACUCUUUCAGUGUUUUGAGGACAUCCCAAUUUGUUUGCUGGGCUGCUUCUGCCCCAUAUUUUUACCCUGCUACUUGUCUUCACUGUUUGGUGAAGUGUGCUUCUUUGGCAUGUUACCCGGUGCUAUGUUUGCGCUACGUACGGGUGUGCGAGAACGUUACAGGAUCCCGGGUGACCUUCUGAAUGAUUACUGUGCUGUUUGCUGCUGUUCGGCAUGUUCCCUCUGUCAGCUAGCACGGGAACUAAAAGGACGUGAUCGGCAGCGCCACGUAACUACACAACAACUGCCACAUCAACUCUUCAACUUCUGACGCCAACUCGAAGGCUGGUGACACCACUAUUGAUAUUUAUAAUUUAAUACUAUUA
This is a messenger RNA of Pseudophryne corroboree (corroboree frog), 829 nucleotides long. RefSeq names its product cornifelin (gene CNFN). NCBI's taxonomy places the organism in Eukaryota, Metazoa, Chordata, Amphibia, Anura, Myobatrachidae. The transcript has 6 exons. The record is from RefSeq and is a predicted model, not a curated record. Bases 202 to 774 code for a protein of 190 amino acids. Gene Ontology annotation, cellular component: cornified envelope.